AUGUCGAUACGUCACAGUAAAGAACACCUGCCUCCACAGGCCAAGGCGUGCUCAAUAUGUAAAGAGGGCUUACUAGAACGUGAUGACAUUUUAAUAACUGCCUGCUCCCAUAAUUUUCAUCGAAUAUGUCUUUUAAAUUGGCUUAAAAAGAACCCCUCAUGCCCACAGUGUCGCGCAAGGUGUACCAGCAGGGACUUCUCCCAAAUUACUGGUGCGCGCACCAGAUCCCGUACCGCUUUGCAGUCAGAUAACCCUUCUAGAGAUUUAGGAAUGCCAGCAAGGGAGCAAGCUAAAGAACACCAAACUGAAGGCGCUGCAAGCCUGCCUGGUGUAGAUGGUAUAAAUAUAAGCCGUAAUGCCAGUGAAGAAGAGAAUCGUAUGCGCAAAAUCGUAUCUGCAGUAAUAUCAGCCAGACAAGCGUCCUUGCUCGGAUAUUUUGAAAGCCGUGUUAAACAGCUGAUAGAGCAAAAGAUCGAAAAUACUUUAACUAACUUAUUAGAUCGUUUGAAUUUAAAUGGCCAACCAGCUCAGCCUUCGGCGAGUCUUAGUCCAACCAACCGCACUAACCAACCUAAUUUAGACCAACCGAAUAUCUCGACGCCAGUUUGGGCUAGAGAAACUCCUAAUUUGCCCAACG
Rhagoletis zephyria (snowberry fruit fly) is the source of this 637-nucleotide messenger RNA. RefSeq names its product E3 ubiquitin-protein ligase RING1-like. Gene Ontology annotation, cellular component: site of DNA damage; nucleus. NCBI's taxonomy places the organism in Eukaryota, Metazoa, Arthropoda, Insecta, Diptera, Tephritidae. Gene Ontology annotation, biological process: replication fork processing; protein ubiquitination. The record is from RefSeq and is a predicted model, not a curated record. Gene Ontology annotation, molecular function: ubiquitin protein ligase activity.